CCGGUAUAGCAGAAGUGACAGUCUGUAUUCUGACGUCGCAGGGUGGUCUCGUUGCUGGCGGUUUACGGCGUUGUGAGGGGUUCUUCAGGAUUGUGACCUGAAGGCGUGGCUUGUGCAUUACGAGCAAUACGAGGCACGAGGAGUCAUGGUGGUUGAAUACAUUAAAGACAUCGGCACUGCUCGCUUCUGUAUUUUUGGGCGCCUUUUGUUCAGGUGGCGGGGCAGUGUGUACAAGCUGCUAUGGCGUGAUCUGCUGGUGUACGCCGUGCUGUACACUUUGCUAUCCUGCUUCUACCGCUUCUACCUUAAGGAUAACCAGAAAAGGUUGUUUGAGGAGGUGGUGCAGCAGAGCAACAAGUACCGUGACUUAGUGCCGAUCAGCUUCCUGUUGGGAGUGUACGUGAGCGCCGUGCUGGUCCGCUAUUGGGCUGCCUUCUUUUCCCUGCCCGACACCACCGGCGCUGCCAUGCUGCUCGCCACAUACAUCCCGAGAGACGACAACAGGGCCUUUGAGAUCCGGAGUCGCGUCGUGCGGUACGUCAACCUCACCUACGUGCUAAUCUUCUCGCAGAUCUCCGCCGCAGUGAAGUCCGCCUACCCCGACCUGCAGGCUCUUGUCAGCAGCCACUUUCUGACUGCGCGCGAAAAGGAAGUUUUGAAGGAAGCCGAGGAGCGCAGCGGUUUGAGCUUCAAGUGGCUCCCCAUCACCUGGUGCUGCCAACUGGUGCAGAGCGCCCGGGACGAGGGAUUCAUUGACACGGAAGCAGCCAAGGAAGCAUUGCUGAAAAAGCUUCUCGAGGUACGCCGGCAGUGUGAUACCCUGCUGGACUGGCAUGAAUACAACGUGCCGCUCGUGUACACUCAGGUGGUGACAAUAGCAGUGUACACCUAUUUCCUGUUCUCCUUGUUGAGCGAACAGUAUCUGGAUGUGGCACUACAGUACCCGCGCUACGAGACGGAUCUGGUGGUGCCCGCAUUCGCUCUUAUGGAGCUGGUGCUGUAUCUGGGACUCCACAAGGUGGCAGAAACGCUCAUCAACCCCUUCAGCGACGAUGACAACUCCUUUGAUUUCCUCAGGUUCCUUAACGAGGCUCGCUGCUCAGCCUUCGUUAUCUGCCACACACGCUAUGGAAAGAUCACCCCGGGAGUCCCUUGGCGGUCUCGAGAGAGCACCCCUAUCACCUUCGUGGAUCUGACGCCUUCCCCCGGGAAUACGAAGAGAGGAGCGACUCCCUCCAGCACCUAAAUGUGUGUGUGUGUGUGUGUGUGUGUGUGUGUGUGUGUGUGUAUGUGUGUGUGUGCAUGCGUGCGUGAGUGCGUAUGUUUGUGUGUGAGGAUUUGUUUACCGUUCGUCAUGAAUAAUGUGUGUAAAUUUUUGAACCCUCUUUAUCGUUUCUUGUUGUUGCUUGGUGGUAUUAUAGUACCAGUAUGAAUAACCUGACUGGAGUACGUGACCACCCUUGUAGAGCUGAUGUCAAAACACCCCUCGGCGGUGUUAGAUGAUGCAAGAUUGGAGUGUUCUUGGAAAUAAAGGGAUGGGUUGCAGAGGUUUUGAUUUCCUCCUGCAUGUGCUUACAACAAGUUUCUUCUUACUAGUAUUUAGUGUUUUAUUAUUUACGUAUUUUUUUUAUGUACGAUGCUUCGUUGUUGUUGUCUGCUGCGUUACUGGAGAGGCUGCUGGACAUUGAGUGUAUGACGAUAGACACUGUGUCAUCUUCACACUCCAAAUCUGUGACCUGUGAGGGAUCUGAACGGAACGCCUUGUAAUUAACGGAACUGUACAGAAUGCUUUGGCAAACUACUGUCUCAAUCAGAAGGAAAAAAAAAUAUAUAUAAUGACA
Portunus trituberculatus (swimming crab) is the source of this 1841-nucleotide messenger RNA. RefSeq names its product bestrophin-2-like. The transcript has 7 exons. Gene Ontology annotation, molecular function: chloride channel activity. Lineage: Eukaryota; Metazoa; Arthropoda; Malacostraca; Decapoda; Portunidae. The coding region runs from base 146 to 1246 and encodes 366 amino acids. The record is from RefSeq and is a predicted model, not a curated record.